AAAAAAGAUAAUGUUUUUGGUAUUUUUGUUUUCGUUUUAAAUUUUUUAAGGAAAGGGAGAUUAAGAAAAAGAAGAAAAAGGGGGAAGAAAAAUGCUGCAACUAUGGGUAAUUUAUCCCGACUUUACCCUACUUUUUAAACCUUGGCAUGAGAUAGGCUGGUCUCCCAAUAUUUCCUUAACCGAAGAGAGGAAAACCCUAAUUUUGUCUCUCCCAAGAGACGAAAGGAAGGGAAAAAUGGUGUUUUACUUCAAAGCGGGCAGAAGCUGGCAAUUACAUCAUUUUUAUGGGUCUUGACAAGUACGAGAACGCGGAGCUCAUCAAAUAUGGCUUCAUCGAAGAUAUCUGGUACAAGAAGCUCCUAAGCUCAGUGGAUCUUACAAAGGACUUCUUCUUCAGCUAUUCAUACAAUGUUAUGUGUAGUCUUCAAAAGAACUUGUAUAAUAAUGAACCAGGUGAGGUUCUUUAUGAGACCAUGUUUGUUUGCAAUGAGUUCCUGACCCGAGGAAUCAGCAAUCACCUCAAGAAUACUCUAUGGACAGUUACCUUGGUGUAUGGCUUCUUUAAGCAGGCAUCCUUUUCUGUAUCUGGAAGGAGAUUCAAACUUUUUCUCAUUUCAAGACGAUCCCGUCACUAUGAACCUGCGAAGAGGGAUGAUGAAGAUGAUUCUGUUGCCAAGAUGAAGGCAGCUGAGGAAGCCUUGGAAGCAAAACAAAAAGAAUGCAUCUGAUUUAGGAUCGGACGGCGUGCGGGAGCUCGUACUGUUUUGCACUGAGAUAACUACAAUUUAAUCCUUUGGAUUUGUAAUCUGUUUUGAACUUGUCUUAUUUUUCUUUUUAUAAUCUCGUCAGUAU
Gossypium raimondii (Peruvian cotton) is the source of this 852-nucleotide messenger RNA. RefSeq names its product phosphoinositide phosphatase SAC3. The record is from RefSeq and is a predicted model, not a curated record. The coding region runs from base 285 to 728 and encodes 147 amino acids. Lineage: Eukaryota; Viridiplantae; Streptophyta; Magnoliopsida; Malvales; Malvaceae. Gene Ontology annotation, cellular component: intracellular membrane-bounded organelle. The transcript is spliced from 5 exons. Gene Ontology annotation, molecular function: phosphatidylinositol-3,5-bisphosphate 5-phosphatase activity. Gene Ontology annotation, biological process: phosphatidylinositol dephosphorylation.